Molecule: messenger RNA, 814 nt
Organism: Dimorphilus gyrociliatus
Lineage: Eukaryota; Metazoa; Annelida; Polychaeta; Dinophilidae
Source: the annotation of a GenBank genome assembly
AAUGAAACAGUUUAAACCACCAGCAACAAUCUUUGAAAUUCAUAAGAAGAGAAAUGCGUCUGUUAUAGAAACCAUGAAACAAAAAAGGGAAAAACACGCUGAAAUAAUCGAAGCAAAUGCAAAGAGAAGCGAAGAAAGAAAAAAUAAUCAAUUGAAUGAAUCCAUUUCUUCUGAUAGAGGAUCUGUCCUUGAUCAAGAUGUUGAUUUAGAAAAUACAUUUGGAUCUAUCAUUGCACCAAAACCUAAAAUGAGGAGGGUUUUCAAGAAAGAUGACGAAAGUUUCGUUCCUUACAAGCCAAAAGACUUUGCCAGUGAAAAUGGGCUAAGCUUAAAGAGCAGUUUCGAGAAAGAUGCCUCUAACGCCAUGAUGGACCUAAUUGGGGAUGAUCAGGAUAUAGGACGAAAACUUAAUAAUCAUAAAAAAUGGGAUAGAAAGAAGAUGAAAUUUGUUGGAGAAACGAACGAUAAGAAGAAAAUUAAAACGGAAAGUGGUCAAUGGAUAUCUUCCACGUACAAAUCGAAAGUAUACAAAGAAUGGUUAGAUAAAACAAAAAUGAAGUCAAGAGAGGAACACGCUGAUAUGGACAAUGACGAUCGAGUAAAAGCUCCUAAGAAGGCAAGGUCGGGCAGAUUGCAAGUUUUAGGAGGCGAAUCCAAAUUUAAAAGAGGUUUUCAUACAAGGCGUGAAGAAACUAAAGCCAAUAAGAAUAAAAGAGAAUUAAAGAGGAAAGAUGAAAUUGUUAAAGAACGAAGGAAGAAAGCCAAUCUUCAAGCUCGUAUGAAACAUCGUGAAAAACGAAAAAGGAAACGUUAA